GUGGCCUUUGGGUUUGCUUGCUUUUUUGGGCGGCCAGAGGGGUCAGUGCACCCGCUGCAACGCUCGCUGGCCGGGUCGAGUAGCGGUCGGCAGGAUUAACUAAUCCGCCGGCCCCUCCAAAAAUUUCACACCAUGGCUAUCGAUAAGCUUUUUAGAAAUUUGGUCCCGGCCAGCAGCGACAAGCAUAACGAGAAAAGCAUCAUUUUGCUAGUAGAUGGAUUGGAGGCAACAAUGAAGACCGAUUUCAGGUUUUCCAACUUACUGGGUACAGUGUACUGCCAGGGAAACCUGGUGUACAGCCCCGACGGCACCCAUCUCUUUUCUCCAGUCGGAAACAGAGUGACUGUGUUUAACCUGGUCGAAAACAAAUCGUACACAUUGCCCUUUGCGCACCGCAAAAACAUUGCCCGAAUCGGUCUUACGCCUCGCGGAAAUCUUUUGCUGUCCAUUGACGAAGACGGCCAUGCAAUCCUCACAAACGUCCCUCGCAGAAUAUCAUUAUACCACUUCUCCUUCAAAUCAAAAGUCACAGCACUCGCCUUCUCGCCUUCUGGCCGCUACUUUGCGGUAGGUCUGCGCCGCAGAGUUGAAGUAUGGCAUGUGCCCUCGACACCCGAUACGAACGAGAGCGGCGAGCUAGAGUUUGCUCCCUUUGUCAAGCACCACAGCCAUGCCGGUCACUUUGACGACAUUCAGAACAUCGAGUGGUCCAGCGACUCUCGCUUCUUCCUCACAUCGUCCAAGGACUUGACGGCGAGAAUAUGGAGUGCCAAUAACGAGGAGGGCUUCACGCCGACGGUGCUAUCCGGCCACAGGUACGGUGUCGUUGGCGCAUGGUUCUCGGCAGACCAAGAAAAGAUCUAUACUGUCAGCAAGGACGGUGCUGUCUUUGAUUGGCAGUAUGUGAAGCCGAUCAACCGCCUUACCGACGACGACAUGCAGGACGAAGACGACGACUCCGACAUGCGCUGGAGAAUUGUCCAGAAGCACUACUUCAUGCAGGGCUCGGCCAGGGUCCGAUGCGCAGCCUUCCACCCAGAAACUAACUUGCUCGUUGCUGGCUUCUCCAACGGUCUGUUUGGCCUGUACGAGAUGCCUGACUUCAACAACAUCCACAAGCUCAGCAUCUCACAAAACGACAUCGACUUUGUCACCAUCAACAAGAGUGGCGAGUGGCUUGCAUUUGGUGCUUCCAAACUCGGCCAGCUUUUGGUUUGGGAGUGGCAGUCAGAGUCCUACAUCCUGAAGCAGCAGGGCCACUUUGACUCGAUGAACUCACUGGUGUACUCGCCCGAUGGCACCAAGAUUAUCACAACCGCCGACGACGGCAAGAUCAAGGUCUGGGAUAUUGAGUCUGGAUUCUGCAUAGUCACAUUCACAGAGCACACGAGCGGCGUGACGGCCUGCGAGUUUGCCAAGAAGGGCAACGUUCUCUUCACAUCCAGUCUGGACGGCUCGAUCCGCGCCUGGGAUCUCAUCCGCUACCGAAACUUCCGCACCUUUACCGCACCCACCCGCCUCUCAUUCUCUUGCAUGGCUGUCGACCCCAGUGGCGAAGUCGUUGCCGCCGGCUCCCUCGACUCCUUUGAUGUCCACAUCUGGUCCGUCCAGACUGGCCAGCUUCUCGACCAGAUGGCUGGCCACGAGGGUCCCGUCUCCUCGCUCGCCUUCUCCCCCAAUGGCAACGCUCUCAUCAGUGGUAGCUGGGACCGCACUGCAAGAAUCUGGUCCAUUUUCAGCCGUACACAGACCAGCGAGCCUCUCCAGCUGCAGGCGGAUGUUCUCGACAUUGCCGUUCGCCCCGACUCUCUGCAGCUGGCCAUUUCUACGCUUGAUGGCCAGUUGACCUUUUGGUCCAUGGAUGCUGAGCAGGUUGCCGGCCUAGACGGUCGCCGCGAUGCAUCGGGUGGCCGCAAAAUCACCGACAGACGCACGGCAGCCAACGUCUCCGGCACCAAGAGCUUCAACUCUAUCCGCUACAGCACUGAUGGUAGCUGUCUCUUGGCCGGUGGCAACAGCAAGUACAUCUGCCUUUACUCUGUGUCGACCAUGGUCCUGCUCAAGAAGUUUACUGUCAGUGUCAACCUGUCGCUCUCUGGCACACAAGAGUUCCUGAAUAGCAAGCUUCUUACGGAAGCCGGCACCGCCGCCGAUAUUGACCACGACUCAGACGCCGAGAUUGAAAACGUUGCCGACAGAAGUCUCCCUGGCUCCAAGCGCGGUGACCCCUCUGCUCGCAAGAAGAUGCCCGAGGUGCGCGUGUCCGGUAUUGCCUUUUCGCCUGCUGGCACUGCAUUCUGCGCCGCCUCUACCGAGGGUCUUCUCGUCUACAGCCUCGACACAACUGUUCAGUUCGACCCCUUUGACCUCAACAUUGAAAUUACCCCCGCCUCCACUCUUGCCGUACUUGAAGACGAAAAGGACUACUUGAAGGCUUUAGUCAUGGCUUUCCGCCUCAACGAGGCUGGUCUAAUUAAGCGCGUCUUCCAGGCUGUGCCCCCUGCCGACACUGCUCUGGUUGUUGGUGAACUUCCCACCGUCUACGUUGCCCGUUUGCUCCGCUUCGUGGCAGCACAGACGGAAGAGUCGCCGCACAUGGAAUUCUGUCUGCUCUGGAUCAAGGCGCUUAUUGACAAGCAUGGUGCCUGGCUGACGGCAAACAGAGGCAAGGUUGAUGUCGAGCUGCGUGUAGUGUCGCGUGCCGUGUCAAGAAUGAAGGAUGAUAUUCGUCGUCUAGCUGAUGACAACGUCUACAUGGUGGAUUACCUUGUAGGACAGGCUGCUACAGAUAAGCAACUGACCAAGGGCAAUGCUGCGCAUAGCAUUCUUGACAGUGACAAGAUGAUGCUCGACGCUGCCAAUGGCGAGGCAGAUGAGGACGAAGCAGAGGGGGAUGACGAGGACGAAUGGCUUGGUUUGGAGUAAAUUGCGCGGCGUUUGAAUUAAUUGCAUUGUAGUUUAUGGGAUAAGAGUACAAAAGAGUACUCAAAGCUAUUAAAAUAUAUACAAGGAAUUUAACCAGUCUCUCUCUU
This is a messenger RNA of [Torrubiella] hemipterigena, 3032 nucleotides long. The record is from the annotation of a GenBank genome assembly. Lineage: Eukaryota; Fungi; Ascomycota; Sordariomycetes; Hypocreales; Clavicipitaceae.